Eptesicus fuscus (big brown bat) is the source of this 790-nucleotide messenger RNA. Its product is annotated as cystatin-13-like. Gene Ontology annotation, molecular function: cysteine-type endopeptidase inhibitor activity. The record is from RefSeq and is a predicted model, not a curated record. The coding region runs from base 276 to 701 and encodes 141 amino acids. The transcript is spliced from 4 exons. Lineage: Eukaryota; Metazoa; Chordata; Mammalia; Chiroptera; Vespertilionidae.
GCUCAGGUCCCACUGACACCCUGACCAGGCACAGGCAUGAACUGAGCGUGCUGGGGACCCAAGGUGCCACAAGGGGGGAGCUGGUCAGAGCUCAAGUCCCCAGGAAGGAGAAAGAUACCACCGUGGGUCCGGGCAUUCAGCUCCAGGCUCAGCAAGCAGGAAACUGGUGGAGGUCUUGGUUCUGAGUAGCGUCAAGAUCUUGGGUCUGGUCCGCCCCUCUCCCCAGCCCUGGAAGGACAGAGGGAGCUAGCCUGAGCUCCCUUGGCUGAGGUGCCAUGGCCAGACUCUACCCAAGCCUACUGCUCCUGGUGGCCAAUAUGGUUCUUGUGUCCAGAGAUAUUCGCACCUGGGGCUGGAAGAAGGUGGUGCGGGAAUUCAAAGACAUCCCGGAAACCUAUGUCUAUGUGCAGCAGGCACUGUGGUUUGCCAUGAAGGAGUAUAACAAGGCCAGCAAAGACAAGUACGCUUUCAAGGUGGUGAAAGUGCUGAAGUCCCAGGAGCAGGUCACAGAUAGUUUGGACUACUUUCUUGAAGUCAAAAUUGGCCGAACCAUGUGCAAGAAAGCUUUAGGAGAAAAUGAAAACUGCUUAUUACAACAGGAUCCUGAAAUGCAAAAGAUGCUUCAUUGCACCUUUAUUGUUGUAACCAAACCCUGGAUAUUUGAACUCACUCUGCAGAAGAAACAUUGCAAAGAUGUCUAACUGUCUUCUAGUACAUCUGUCAGUCUCACUUUCACUUAAAGAAACAACAACAUCUGCAAAAUAUUUAAAUAACACAGCUGGCCCACUGA